This is a messenger RNA of Pseudomyrmex gracilis, 1282 nucleotides long. RefSeq lists its product as uncharacterized. NCBI's taxonomy places the organism in Eukaryota, Metazoa, Arthropoda, Insecta, Hymenoptera, Formicidae. The record is from RefSeq and is a predicted model, not a curated record. Gene Ontology annotation, molecular function: metal ion binding. Bases 1 to 1116 code for a protein of 371 amino acids. The transcript has 6 exons.
AUGGAAGAACACAACUAUGAAAAAGGUGUACAAUUGUAUAAACAGCUUGUAUUUGACACUGAACUAACAGCCGACAAAUUGACAAUAUUAAUAACACAAGUAACAAAUAGUCUUAAGCAAACAACACCAAAAGAUAAUUGUAAUCUUCAAGCUUUAAUGAUAAUAUUGCUGUAUAACACAGACAAUCGUCCGUAUUCAUUUAACAUAUACCAGCUGUAUGUUUCGUUCAGUCAGAUCAGAAAUUAUCUAAAUACUGCAGGAGAAAAGAAAGUGUUAGAGGAAAUCAAAUAUGUUCGAAAAACGAUGACUUCACCACAGAAUAUGUUUGUGUACAUGGCCGUCAAUGUCGAUAAAUUAACCAAACACGUUCCUGAUGUCUAUGCUCCGUGGAAUAAAUUUUUUCCAGAGUUUAUGACUUUAAAAAAAACAAGGCCUAAUGUCACCAGUGAAUGGAAAUUACUUAAACCUUUUAAUGACAUAACUGAGAACGGUUAUAUUCAUUCAUCAGAAAAUGUACAAUUGUCCUCCUUUAUGCAAGUUUGUCCGUGUAUAAAUGAUUUUCACGAUCCUGAUUUGGCAGCUUUACUUGUCUGUUUACAGUAUUUCUCACAAAUGGAAGGACCUUUAUGGAAAGUAAUGAAAGCAAAAGAAUGGUCUUGUGACUUUAAUAUUUUUGCGAAUCCGAUCAAAGGACUCUUAAAUUUACAGCUUUCUACAGCUACAGACAUAAUAGCUGCGUACAAGAAGACGAAGUCGAUAGUGGAGACGCAUAAUACGAAAACGAAAUGGGACCAACAUCUUUACAACUCAGCUAAAUCGUUAGCUAUCUUAAAAUAUGUCAACGAGGAAAAAUCCAUGAUCGACAUAACAUACACAUCAUUCGAGCGCUACUGCAGAAACUUGCCGCCUGAUUAUAAUUCUCUUAUGGUGCGACGUAUUUCUGCCGUUACUAUGGACGAUAUGAGCCGCGUGGCAGCUUCGUAUGUUAAAUCGUUGUUUGAUCCGAAACGCGUCAAAACUGCCAUCAUCUGUAAUAAGUCCAAAUUCGCCGAGAUAACAAAGGCUUUUGAAGGGAUGAAAUACAAUUUUACAAAAAUUAAUUCUAAUGUACUGUGAACAAUUAUGCGAAAGAAGAACAAGACUGAUCUACUGAAUAAAACUUUUAAAACACAGUUGUAGAAAAGAUACUUCUCAUGUUAUACAGAAUGUCCGAUAAUUUCUUUAAAAUCUUUUGUAGACAGGUAGAAGAAGUGAAACUGAGUCGAAAAGUUUUGAACCAGUU